Sinocyclocheilus grahami is the source of this 1216-nucleotide messenger RNA. RefSeq names its product heparan sulfate glucosamine 3-O-sulfotransferase 1-like. The annotation marks the transcript as partial. Gene Ontology annotation, molecular function: [heparan sulfate]-glucosamine 3-sulfotransferase activity. Lineage: Eukaryota; Metazoa; Chordata; Actinopteri; Cypriniformes; Cyprinidae. The record is from RefSeq and is a predicted model, not a curated record. The transcript has a single exon.
CCUCUCUGACCUCAGUGACUUCAGCGACCCCUUCUGGAACUUCCAAUGCCUCGGCUUUGCAACGCCUGCCAGGAGCCAUAAUCAUCGGGGUGCGCAAAGGAGGCACCAGGGCCCUGCUGGAGAUGCUCAACCUCCAUCCAGAUGUGGACGUAGCCAAGAACGAGAUCCACUACUUCAACCUGGAUGAAAAUUUUCGGAAGGGUCUGGACUGGUAUCGCGCCCAGAUGCCCGUCACUCUCCCUGGGCAGCUGACGGUGGAAAAGACCCCUGGCUACUUCACAGCACCACUGGCCCCAAAGAGGAUAUGGGCCACGAAUCCAGCUGUGAAACUGCUGCUGAUCGUUCGUGACCCUGCAGAGAGACUUGUAUCAGACUACACACAAGUUCUCCAUAACCGAAUUCAGCAAAACAAGCCAUACCAACCACUCGAAGAGCUGCUGCUGUCUCAAGGACACAUCAAUCCCAAAUACAAGGCCCUUCAGAGGAGCUUUUACUACCAGCACCUUGCCAGAUGGUUGGAGCUUUUUCCCAGAGGGCAGAUGCACAUUGUGGAUGGAGAGGCACUUAUUAGGAAUCCGUUCCCUGAGCUGCAGAAGGCGGAGACGUUUUUGGAACUUCCACCUCAGAUAAAGCCAGACAAUUUCUACUUUAACGUCACUAAGGGCUUUUAUUGUAUGCUGUCUGCAGGACACGACAAGUGCCUGGAUGAGUCUAAAGGAAGACCCCAUGCUCCGCUUAGCAACGAGGCUUUCCAGAAGCUUUGCCGCUACCUGCGGGUUCCCAAUCAAAUCUUUUUCAGAAUGGUAGGACAAAGGUUUGACUGGUGCUAAAAGACAGAUGAAAAAUGAUUGACAGCUUUUAUAGAGACUGAGAAUGAAUGGGAUUUAAACUACUAUUGGAAACCCAUUUUGUGAAAAUGUUCUAAUAUUGUCAAAGGAAUGUGGCAGCAACCAGUUUGCAAGAGGGCUAAGCAAAGAGACUAGCGCCAAAAAUGGUUCUGAACACUGAUACACUUACAGUUUGCCUUCUGUGGAAAAUAGAAUAGAUCUGCAGAACUGCUUAAAAAAAAACUCUUUAACUCCAAAAGGCUCAGUUCAAACAGACUACUGAUAUGGAGGAAAUGAGAUUGAAAAGAUUGGAAAUGUCCAAAGUACUGAAAACUGAACGUGAAAACUCCAAGAAUUGCAUAUAAUAAGAAAAAUAAAAACUCAAAUGU